AUGGCGGAUUCGGAGAGGCGUUUCAACCGGGCGCUCUACCGCUCCGUGUGGUCCAAAAUCUUCAAGAUCCGCCCGAAGCUCGUGCUCUGCCGCCGAGAUCGCCUCCGACUCCGGGCCCCAGGCCGGUGCGAGCGACACCGGCGGCGGCGGCGGCUGCUGCAGGCCCAGGCGGCCCACGAGGGCUGCCGGGAGCGAAGCGGCGCGGGCGUGCGGGACGGCGCGGGCCUGCGGGACGGCGCGGGCGUGCGGGGCGGCGCGGGCCUGCGGGGCGGCGCGGGCCUGCGGGGCGGCGCGGGCGUGCGGGGCGGCGCGGGCCUGCGGGGCGGCGCGGGCCUGCGGGACGGCGCGGCCGGGGAGAAGCCCGAGGCCGGCGCGGCCGGGGAGAAGCCCGAGGCCGAGGCGGCCCGGAGGCCCCAGGCCGCGUCCCCCAGCCCGGCGCGCGACGCGUACCACGCCCGGCCCUUGGCCCCGUUCCCCUUCCCGAUCAGCGCCCUGCUGCCCGCCGCGCCCUGCAUCCGCUUCCCCAGCCCGCCGCCCGCGCAGAGCGUCCGGGAGAAGCGCCGGGCCCCGCAGGUGCGGCAGCUGGGCCCGGGCUGCGCGCUGCUGCUGCUGCCCGUGGAGGAGGAGUUUACUUUCGGUGGCACGUGUCGCCUGACUUGCCUCUAUGGCGAGGUGGAGGUGUUUGGUUAUACCAUCCGGCAAGGCCAGCCUCCCCAAGACCUCUUCUCUACCUUCACACACGCUUUCCUGAAUAUCACUGCGGUUCGUUACUCCAUGCCUCAGAAAACCAAGAAAGAGACAAAAAAGGAAUUCCGGGCUUUGGUCAGAUCUCGUCUUAACCUAGAGGACAGAUCUUGGUCGAUAAAGAAUUUCUCUCCUCUGUGUUCCCUUGCGAUGUUAGAACAGCUGAAAAGCCCCACUGUAAGCUUCAUCACCGGCUUUCCAGGCUUAUCUUGCGUUUUCAUGCAAGAGAGUGGUCCACUCCAGAUCAACUCUGAAUCUUUAGCUUUGAGAUCUGUUGGCAUCAGAAAGGAGAAGAAGAAAAGAAGCCUUACCUUAACCGAGAGCGUCCAUUCGGCACUGCGGGAGCUGGUCAGUGUGGCUGAGGAAGAAAUGGACGACUGUCUGGUCGUCCUGGUGUGCGGCGCUCAGGAUGUUGGAAAGUCAACAUUCAAUAAGUUCCUGAUUAACCAGCUGUUAAAUCGUAUUCCCUGUGUUGACUACUUAGAAUGUGAUCUGGGGCAGACAGAGUUCACGCCUCCUGGUUGCAUUUCUUUACUGAAUAUUACAGAACCGGUUCUGGGUCCUCCCUUUACUCACCAAAGGACCCCACAGAAGAUGGUGUAUUUCGGGAAACCUUCUUGUAGAAACAGCUGUGAGAACUACAUUGAGAUAAUAAAAUAUGUGUUCAGCGCUUACAAGAGAGAGUCACCACUGAUCAUCAACACGAUGGGCUGGGUGGUAGACGAUGGGCUGCUUCUGCUGAUUGACCUCAUCCGGCUGCUGGCUCCCAGCUACGUGGUUCAGUUCACUACGGCCCAUACCAGAAACAUGCCAAUCCUCACCCCCGAAUUCGUGGAAGGCACGGAUGGCUUGUACACAAAAAGCAAGUCCAGACACAGAAAUCGGUGUUUCGAAUUCCCAGACUUGGGAGAUAAUUUGGAAUUUACUGAUGAAGAGAAAGACGGUCCUGUUUUCUUGAAUGGACAUAAACUAUUAUAUGUUCAGUCAGAUUUUAUAUUUUGUAAAACUAUAAGAAAUAGAGAAUCACAUAACAGAGUUCUUCGAGGAUUGGCCGUGUUAGGUUACCUAAGCUUGCUUAUGCCGUCGGUGCCCAAACCACCAAGCUUCCUGCCCAGUCUGACACCCUAUCAGGUCCCUUUUAAUUCGGUUGCUAUCCGGAUUACCCACUCUGAUGUCGCCCCCACCCACAUCCUGUACGCUGUGAAUGCCAGCUGGGUUGGCCUCUGCAGGAUCAUGGAUGACAUCCGAGGGUACACCAGGGGCCCCAUCCUGCUGGCCCAGACUCCCAUUUGUGACUGUGUGGGGUUCGGGAUCUGUAGAGGUGUUGACAUGGAGAAGCGGGUGUACCACAUCCUCACCCCUGUGCCCCCAGAAGAGUUAAAGACGGUGAAUUGUCUGCUCAUUGGCUCCGUCAACAUUCCACCUUGCAUCUUCUGUGCCCAGCGGGGGCUGGAGGGAACCAUCCCCUACAUCACAACCGAUUACAAUUUCAACCUUCCUGGCGCCUCGGAGAAAAUUGGAUUAAGAACGUUUACGGAAGCAGAGGGGUUUCAGAUCGAUCCCACAUUUUGCCGGAAAGCAAAAUGAAGUUCCAACAAGGGGAGGGACUUUCUCCAGAAAGCGCCCCUCCCAGCCUCACUGAGCCAGAGCGCUCGGAUUCACGGACUCUCUUAUGGACAGGGUUUAUGUACUUUCUCCCUUAGUUCAGAUGUGGUAUAAACCUGGUCCUGGUCUUUUGUAUGUUUAAUUAUGUGUGUUGUCUGGAGUGGUUUCUAAAGAGAUCGCAAGGCAUGUGGAAGUUUUUAUACCAUUAAAGCCAGAAGCAUAGGA
This is a messenger RNA of Dipodomys spectabilis (banner-tailed kangaroo rat), 2574 nucleotides long. It is a transcript of the gene Nol9, whose product is annotated as nucleolar protein 9. Gene Ontology annotation, biological process: cleavage in ITS2 between 5.8S rRNA and LSU-rRNA of tricistronic rRNA transcript (SSU-rRNA, 5.8S rRNA, LSU-rRNA). The transcript is spliced from 12 exons. Bases 1 to 2331 code for a protein of 776 amino acids. Gene Ontology annotation, molecular function: polynucleotide 5'-hydroxyl-kinase activity. The record is from RefSeq and is a predicted model, not a curated record. NCBI's taxonomy places the organism in Eukaryota, Metazoa, Chordata, Mammalia, Rodentia, Heteromyidae. Gene Ontology annotation, cellular component: nucleus.